CUAUUCACAGCAUCAAGUCAUGUAUAGAACUGUCCUUAGAUCAAGUGCUAUUCGCUCCAGAGUUGGGCAACGUUUUAUGUCCAGCAGACCAAGACUUAGUCAAGGUUAUAAUAAUCAAAUCAAGUAUACAAUUGUUGGAUUAUCAGCAUUUGCCUUAUUUUAUAACACCAGUACUUCCUUGAUUCAUAAUGAAGUCGACCAAAAGAAAGUCGAUGAAGGCAAGGAAAAGGCUUUAAAAGAAGCUAAUCCAGAAGAGCUUUCUCAAAAGAAAAAAGAAUCUAUUGGUCAAGCCAAGGUUGCUGAUAAAAUUCCAGCUGAAGAAACUACUCCAGUUACUAAGAAUGAAGUUGAAGAAGGUGAACAAACUGGAGAAGGCCAAGGUGAAGGUGAAGGGCAUCAAAGUGCUGCGUUCAACCCAGAAACCGGUGAAAUCAACUGGGACUGUCCAUGUUUAGGAGGUAUGGCCCACGGUCCAUGUGGAGAGGAAUUCAAAGAAGCUUUUUCAUGUUUUGUUUACUCUGAAAGUGAACCAAAGGGUAUUGAUUGUGUUCAAAAGUUUCAAAAUAUGAGAACUUGUUUCAAACAACACCCUGAACAUUACAAAGAAGAAUUAUAUGAAGAUGAUGAUGCUGAAGAACAAGCCAUUGAAUCAUCAUCUACUUCUUCGGAAGAAAAACAAAAAUUAGUCGAAGGCGCUGAAGCUGUUGGUGAUGAAGUUAAAAAGGAAGUUUCAAAUUAAGGGGUUUGAAACCGCUUUACUUAUUUAUAUAAAAACAAUCAUAUCAUGUACAUACGUCAAAUACUUGAAAAGUUA
Messenger RNA from Hyphopichia burtonii NRRL Y-1933, 814 nucleotides. It is a transcript of the gene MIA40, whose product is annotated as Mia40p. Lineage: Eukaryota; Fungi; Ascomycota; Pichiomycetes; Serinales; Debaryomycetaceae. The transcript has a single exon. Gene Ontology annotation, biological process: protein import into mitochondrial intermembrane space. Gene Ontology annotation, molecular function: protein-disulfide reductase activity. Gene Ontology annotation, cellular component: mitochondrial intermembrane space. The record is from RefSeq and is a predicted model, not a curated record. The coding region runs from base 20 to 739 and encodes 239 amino acids.